AUGCCGCCAGUCCUGGUACACAUUGACGACCCCAUCGUCCCAGUCGCUCAGGCGAUUUCAGGAAACCAAUCCGACAACGUUUCAUCACAACAACAGGCUCCAUAUCCUCCCGCCAGACCCGGCGCUGCGGCAGGACCAGCACCGACUUCAUAUGUAUCUGCACCACAGCCGCAACCACAACCUUCCAGAACAACAACAACAGCACAGACCGAUCGAUAUGCGCCCCCUCCACCGCAGCCAGGUGCUGUCCCGAUACCACCGUCACAGCAGAACACCCAGCAAGCACCCGCGCCCACCUCCCUGCCUCCUCCACCCAAGGCCGGCGAGGCACCGAACCCAACUCCCGUAACCACCAUGCCACCCCAAAUGGGCAUCCCGCCUCCCCAACAAAACUACACGCCGACGCACAGCACAUCUGCGCAAGCCCCGCCGACAGCAUCAUAUCCGCAGCAACAGACCACGCUCAACCUCGGCCCGCUGUCGUCGCCGCCGGCCGGCUAUCACCAGAACUCCUACGCGCAGGAGAUCAGCUCCGCGCAGCGGGCGUCGCUCGGGCAGCAUGAGCAGCGGGAGGGAUAUGCGCUCGGACUCGGAUCCGGAGCCGGUCCGUCUUCCGCCGGCGGUGAUGCCGCGGGAAACGUCUGGAACGCGGUCAAAGGUUGGGCGAACGUGGCAGGCACCAAGCUGGCCGAGACGGAGGAAGAGGUCUGGAAGAGAAUCAACGGGAAAAAGUGA
Molecule: messenger RNA, 735 nt
Organism: Dissoconium aciculare CBS 342.82
Lineage: Eukaryota; Fungi; Ascomycota; Dothideomycetes; Mycosphaerellales; Dissoconiaceae
Exons: 1
Coding region: 1-735 (244 amino acids)
Source: RefSeq, a predicted model, not a curated record